Molecule: messenger RNA, 1460 nt
Organism: Liolophura sinensis
Lineage: Eukaryota; Metazoa; Mollusca; Polyplacophora; Chitonida; Chitonidae
Product: cytoplasmic 60S subunit biogenesis factor ZNF622-like
Exons: 8
Coding region: 6-1379 (457 amino acids)
Biological process (GO): ribosomal large subunit biogenesis
Cellular component (GO): preribosome, large subunit precursor
Molecular function (GO): nucleic acid binding; zinc ion binding
Source: RefSeq, a predicted model, not a curated record
UUCAAAUGUUUGGUUCGUUUUCUGGGGUGAUAACAAAUGACACUGGCUGUAGACGAAAUAAUAAAUUCCGAGACUUUUUAGAGGUCAUCAAGAUGGCAGAUGCACUGUUUACGUGCAUCACAUGUCGUGUAGCGUUCCACGAUGCCGACACCCAGCGAGCUCAUUACAAGAGCGACUGGCACCGAUAUAAUCUGAAGAGGAAAGUCGCUGAGAUGCCACCAGUCACGGCAGAGAACUUUCAACAACGAGUGCUGGCACAGAGGGAAAAGGUUUCUGAGCAAGAAAAGACCACAUCAAGUCACUGCCAGCUGUGUAACAAACAUUUCAGUUCUCUAAAUGCCUACAGCAAUCACCUCCAGUCCAAGAAACACAAAGAAUUACAGAGUAAAAACGAGGCAGAGAAAGUGAAAGCCGAUGUGGACCGAAAAAACGAAAUCAACAAACACAAAAGCCAGCCAAGAGCUGGGGAUAAAAAUACAGCUAAGGAAACGUCUAAGAAAGGUACGCAGCCUUCCAUUGGUGAGGAAGAUGGCCAGUCUGUAGGUAUCGACCAAUUAGGACAGUCAGCAGUUAAGGCGCAGGAAAGAGUUCUGACAGAGCUAGAUGACGAAGACAUGGUUGAGGACGAUUCUGAUGCAGAAUCCUGGGAGAGUUUUGACGGGGAAGGCCUGGGCGUGGAAGAGUGUCUGUUCUGUUCACAGGUCAGCCAAUCCAUGGAGGACAACCUGAGACACAUGACCGUCAAGCACGGCUUCUUCCUCCCCGAUGCCGAGUACAUCUCUGACCUGGAGGGGCUCAUUUCAUAUCUAGGUCAGAAGGUUGGGGAGGGUAACGUUUGCCUGUGGUGUAAUGAGAAAGGUCGCAGGUUCCAGUCUACACAGGCUGUACAGAGGCACAUGGUGGACAAGGGACACUGUAAGAUGCUACAUGAAGGAGAGGCAGUGCUGGAGUAUGCUGACUUCUAUGACUACAGGACUAGUUACCCAGACUUUGCUGAGUCUGAGGGUGGGGCUGCAGCGUCCCCUGGUGUGGGGGAGGAGCCAAUGGAAGAAGAUGAGGAGGAAGUGGAUGAGGAGCCACUGGAGAGUGACGGAUAUGAGCUGGUCUUACCGUCAGGGGUGACCGUGGGUCAUCGCUCGUUACAGCGGUAUUAUUGCCAGAACUUGCCACAGCGGAGGGCCCCCCGGGGACAGUCUGUCAUGCCACGCCUUCUGGCUCAGUACAAGGCGCUGGGAUGGACUGGCAUCAAAGGGGAAGCAGCUGUACAGAAGGCCAAAGACCUGGCCGAAUUCCGCCGCUUGCGCCAUCAUCACUACAUGAAACUCGGGGUCAAGGCCAAUAAACUACAGCAUCAUUUCCGCUGCCAAGUCAUCUUCUGAUUGGACAAAGAGGACAGUGAGACAUAAUCAGCUCUAAUGGAGAGGCUACAUGUGGAUGAAGCCCAUUUUGGGGGGUUUUUU